This is a messenger RNA of Bursaphelenchus xylophilus (pine wood nematode), 3510 nucleotides long. Lineage: Eukaryota; Metazoa; Nematoda; Chromadorea; Rhabditida; Aphelenchoididae. The record is from the annotation of a GenBank genome assembly.
AUGUUUGGUCCCGGCAAUAUUGUUCCCCGAGACAACACCAGCAUCCUACAACCUAAUAACCCGAUGGCCACUCCCCAUCAUCAAGUAGUAAGUCUUAAUAGUUUUAAAAUUAUUGUAUUAAUUUAAUGUUUUCAGGAAUCCCUGAACGUCCCAAUGACUCCCUUAUCCUCUUCCAAUCACUCGGCCUUCAAUGAAUCCAUAGAUUUAAACAACAACUUCCCCAAACUAGUCCCGAGCCAGAUCCCCAUGGCCAUUCCCAGCACUUCUCUGGCCAAUUAUAUCAUACCCUCACCAGUCAUUGAGAACAUUGUCUCCACUUGUUCAUUGGGUACUGCAAUUAAUCUAAAACACAUCGCUUUGAAUGCCCGCAAUGCUGAAUAUAAUCCCAAGAGGUUUGCUGCUGUCAUCAUGAGGAUCCGAGAACCGAGGACGACGGCGUUGAUCUUCAAUUCGGGGAAGGUCGUGGUCACUGGAGCCAAGUCUGAAGAUGCCUCCAAGUAAGGAAAAAAAGUUAAAAUUUAUGUGAAAGUAAAGAAAAUAACAGUCAGAACAUACGAAACUUUUUCAGAUUGGCCGCACGAAAAUUUGCCCGGAUUAUUCAAAAACUUGGAUUCAAUGCGCGUUUUCUGGAUUUCAAGGUUCAGAAUCUAGUAGCCGCCGUGGAUGUGCAAUUCUCAAUUUACCUGGAGGGCAUCAACCUGACUCACAGCCAAUUCAGCACCUACGAACCCGAGAUUUUCCCGGGUCUUAUCUAUCGGAUGGUUGUGCCAAGAGUCGUCCUUCUUAUUUUUGUCAGUGGGAAGGUGAGUAUAAAAAAUAAAAUCUCACAUGGCUGCUCAAUCUUAGAAAAUUCAUCUCUUAAUGAUGGAUUUUUUAAGGUUCUCUGUUUGUUAUUUAUGCAAACUUUUCUUUUAUGACGCCACAAGAGAAUCUAAAUAUGUUUACCUGCGGUCUAAUUGGUUUUCUUCAGAUCGUGGUAACGGGUGCCCAGAAGCGGAAUGAUGUAAUGGAUGCCUUCAACCAGAUCUACCCGAUGCUCAGGAGGUUCAAGAAAUGAGAUCUCCGUCUGUGAACAAUAUAAUUUAUUCUUUUGUUUAAUAAACUCCCAUCCAACCUCCCUUCCCACUUAUCUCGGCUAUCUGGGCAUUACGCAAUUAAUCCGGCGGCGAUGUUUGUAGCAAGUUGGACUGUGCGAUUCCUUCAGCCAAGUCCCUUUUCUCUUCUCAAGUGCCCCGUCCCGAGGUGUAAGAUGACAAUUCUCUCGAGAUAUCUCCAGUUUUAAUGGCUCGCUAUAACCUGUGCCGCGCAACGCAAAAAAGUCUUAAAACUUUUUACAACUCCGCCAAUAUUUCCAGUGCUAAUGGGGUUUUUAUUUGAUGAGCACGAAAGAGGGACGUGGAAAGUGUUUUCGGGCGUUUUAUUUCUUCUGAUCGCUGAUAUCGACAUCUCUUCUCUCAUGUCCAAUAUAAUGUCAGAUGCUGUUAUUAUUUGUCUAUCAAAAAACUUGGGAAUCCUUGCAUAUAUCUUGCAGAACCCCAAAUUACCGCGAUUCUCUUUUUAUCUGGGGAAUAAUUGUAGCCUGAGAUGUGAUUGCACAAUAAGGGGAGUGACCACCUGGCAUAGUGACAUGUUUUCUGAAUUGGUCAUCUAAUCCCUUCGUCAAAUUCCAGAGUCUGUACGACAAAGGUCAGCGCUUCCGGUUUAAGGUUUCCGGGAUUAAGUUCUCGAAGCUCGUCGGGUCUCUGGUCAUUUGGCUCUUUUUACUGUAAAAAAAGAUGGGUGGGGAGGGAUGUUAGAUCGGUGGAAUUAAUUGUAGAAUGAUUUGAUUACAGUUCGAAUACUCCACUCUAAGUAGUAGAAGAAUGAUUCAUCUUAAACUGCCCUUUAAACCCCCAGACCGCUGUUUUUGGCGCCUUAUUCCGUUCAGUCACAAAAUAAUCGACCUUUGCAUGUCGUGUAUACACGAAAUGUUUCAGUGUAAGUGGAAACUGUAACGUUAUUCCCGUCUGUUUGCCCUGAGAUCCACUUCCCAACCAUUUCCGUCAGCGCUCUAAUCGAAUUAGAAAGAUUCCUAGCAUCCAAUCGACCGUAUUUAUAAGGUGACCGCUGAUAUAUGACACUUGUUUAUGUCUGCUCUUGAGACGGGCAUAGACACUUAGCUCCCCAAUUUCCUACAUAUUUUUUAGGAUUGUUCUCUAGCUGCGCGUACAGUGUUUCCCGGUAUGAGACCAAAUGUUUCACAAAAUUAAUUCUGCAUAUAUCGUAUCCCGGAAGCCCGUGAAACUCCCAUAGAACCAUACUUCGAACACUCUUGCAAUUCUCCCCGCCCGCACUUGACCGCACCUCUCCUCACAGGGUUAUAACCACUUACUUCAUUGUGAUAUCCCGUCUCAGAACAUACGAAACGUCCCUUUACUCAUGUAAUUUCAGAAUGGAGAGGAGAAAGUCGGGAUUGGUUUACAACCGACUUCCAUUAUUCAUUCUCCAAAACAUUGGCAGGGAUAUGAAUAUCGAGGACAGGCUCAACUUCAUGGUAAGAUACCAUCUUUUACGACGAGUUUACUGUCGUUUUACGCAACUUUUAAUGACUCCGAAUCUUUUACAGUCAAUAAAUAUUCCAUUUAGUUUUAUUUUAGUUCCUUAUUUAAUUGCUCUAUUUUAUAUUCUUUUAGGACACCAGUCACAGGGUCCAUCGAGCAAUAAGGCCAUCAUUCCGUGUCUUCAAGAUCUUGCAGAUCAGCGAUGAAUCUGCUGAGACAUUUCUCCAAGAGAACGAGGAAGGGCCUCGGUUCCAUUUCCCCGCAAUCCGAUUGCCAGAUAUCCUCUCGCUCUGCACAAAUCUGGAGCAUUUAUCCAUCGCGAUCAGAGCGCCAUUUACCUUUGAACUGAAAAACGGGACAGGAAAUGGUCCCAUCUUCGGUGAGUGACAGGUUUAGGGUGCAAUUACACGAACGAUUUGUCGGCUCUUUAAAGACUAUAAUUAUAAUAUUACAGACAGUCCGAUGUUAAAUGUGGGCGGAUAUAUCGGACAAUUCUGGGCGUUGGCCCCCGAGGCGUUACUCAAAAGCCUUAAAUCCCUGUCACUGACGGUGGACCUUGUAUGCCCCUAUCUCCGGAACGUCUGCAUGCCCCUACCUUUUCAAGAUUUGUAUUUCGCGGUAUCUCAUCUUUUACAAUACGAUUUCACGACGUCAAUUCAGGUAAUUGCUGCAAAUCUCAAGAUGCCUUCGCUGUUUCAUUAGGUUAUACUACAAUUUUGUUUAGGUGGGCAUUUGUGCAACUGAAGAACCGAGUUUCCAAGAUAUCCCGGCUGCCAUGAGAAUGAAGGACAAUCUGCGAUGGGUGGCUUGGGAUAUGACGAGUAAAGGACACAAAGUAAACCUGGAACUGGACGACUACACGGGAUACAACGAUGUCACUGUGGAAGCCGGCAAUAUCGAUUAUUCCCUUGGAUUCUUCUACUUUAAUCCAGAAUUAUGUGAACCAGAAGAAGAGAGGAAGUUCGAAUAA